AUGACAGCCGUUGUUUGGGAUGGUGAUCGUGUCGACGAGAAGAUUGAUGCUCUCAUGCAAGCCAUAUGCAAAGAAGGAGGUUUAGGAGCUGUAAUAUGGGUGCCACAUGAUUUAAAAGACUAUCAAAAGGAAGAGACCAUGGAAGUAGUUUUGAGUGGGCAUUCUGAAGAGGACAGUGGUGGCAAUAUGACAUCACGAAAACACAGUUCAGAAGUGAUGACUGCAGGAAAGAAGAAAAAAAAAGAAAUAUACAUAAGUGCCAGUUCUUCUACCAAGUCUUCUGAAUUACUGCACUUGAAAACUGAACUUGGACUGCAGACACAAAAGUUAGAGAUGGUGGAGGCUAAAAUAGAAGAUAUGGGAAAACAGAUAAGAACUUUUGGAAAAGAAGGUGAUGAUGCUGAGAGAGAAGUCAAAGAACAAUGA
Messenger RNA from Microthlaspi erraticum, 426 nucleotides. Lineage: Eukaryota; Viridiplantae; Streptophyta; Magnoliopsida; Brassicales; Brassicaceae. The record is from the annotation of a GenBank genome assembly.